CCUACCGCCACUAAUCACUGAGGAUGGCAUUUCAGAGUUAUCUUCGCUUAGUUCUUCUCUACUCAUUCACUAACAUCAUUGCUUCAACACCAAGCCACUACCAUAAUCAUGCUGUACUCAACAGGAGCAGUUUUCCUGCAGGUUUCAUUUUUGGGACGGCAUCAUCGUCCUACCAGUAUGAAGGUGCGGCAAAAGACGGUGGUAGAGGACCAUCUAUAUGGGACACGUUCACCCAUAGAUGCCCUUUCUCUAUUAGAGAAAAUCAACUCAGUGGCCAACAAGCAUUUAAAAGCAUGGAAAGAAGAGGAGGCACAAGGUCAGACUCAUCUUUCGGAACCUUCCCCAACUGGUGUCAUAAAGAUAGGAUACAAGAUGGCAGUAAUGGAGAUGUAACUGUUGAUCAAUACCAUCACUAUAAGGAAGACGUUGGGAUUAUGAGGCAAAUGGGUUUUGAUGCAUACAGGUUCUCAAUCUCAUGGUCCCGAGUUUUACCAAACGGAAGGCUAAGUGGGGGCGUGAACCUGGAAGGAAUCAAAUACUACAACAACCUCAUCAAUGAACUUCUAGCCAAAGGUCUAAAGCCCUUUGUGACUCUCUUUCACUUUGAUCUUCCCCAAUCCUUGGAAGAUGAUUAUGGUGGUUUCUUAAGUCCACAUAUUGUGAAUGAUUUUCGGGACUAUACCGAGGUUUGCUUCAAGGAAUUUGGCGAUCGGGUGAAGCACUGGAUCACACUGAAUGAGCCAACGAGCUACAGCGUAGGUGGUUAUACAUCUGGGGCUAUACCGCCAGGGCGAUGUUCUGAUUGGCAAAAUCAGUAUUGCACCAAAGGAAAUUCUGGAACAGAACCAUAUUUGGUGAUACACCACCAACUUCUUGCCCAUGCAGCUGCUGUUAAAGUGUACCGGCAAAAGUAUCAGGAAAGACAAAAAGGCACUUUAGGUAUAUCGCUCGAGACAGGCUGGAUGGUGCCAUAUUCUAAAGCAAGACAUCAUCGUAAUGCUAUGCUACGGGCUCUUGAUUUCAGAAUUGGAUGGUUAAUGGACCCCUUGAUCAAUGGUGACUAUCCACAUAGCAUGCGAUCUCUGGUUGGAAACCGAUUACCCAAAUUUACCAAAGAACAAUCUAAGCUCGUAAACAGGUCAUUUGACUUUAUCGGAUUAAACUACUAUACUGCUUAUUAUGCAGCCUAUGCACCUCAACAUAAUGCUGGAAAUGCAAGCUACUUGACGGAUUCUCGUGCUAAUCUUUCAACUGAGCGCAAUGGAAUCCCCAUUGGUCCACAGGCAGCUUCAGAAUGGCUUCAUCUAUAUCCAAGAGGAAUUCGAGAUCUUUUGCUCUACACAAAGCAGAAGUACCAUAAUCCACUAAUUUAUAUCACUGAGAAUGGAAUUGAUGAGUUCAAUAAUGCCACCUUGUCACUAGAGGAGGCUCUUGUGGACAACCAAAGAAUUGAAUACUAUUUUAGUCAUCUUUGGUAUCUUCAGAAGGCUAUCAGGGAUGGUGUAAAUGUUAAGGGAUACUUUGCAUGGUCCUUGUUGGACAACUUUGAAUGGAAUUCAGGUUACACUGUUCGGUUUGGCAUCAACUAUGUAGACUACAAGGAUGGAUGUAAAAGACACCCUAAACUUUCAGCGCAUUGGUUCACGAAUUUCCUCAAGAAAUAGAUUAUAGAUAUGAUGUCCAUAUGAUUAACGUAUGUGAAGGCCAUUUCUUGAAAAUAAUGUUAUAAUUAUACGUAGUAGGAAUAAAUAUUGUAAGACUCACUUCAUAUAUCAUACUUGUUGAAGUUCUUUUUCUUCUCAA
Molecule: messenger RNA, 1803 nt
Organism: Juglans regia (Persian walnut)
Lineage: Eukaryota; Viridiplantae; Streptophyta; Magnoliopsida; Fagales; Juglandaceae
Product: beta-glucosidase 12-like
Exons: 14
Coding region: 24-1664 (546 amino acids)
Biological process (GO): carbohydrate metabolic process
Molecular function (GO): beta-glucosidase activity
Source: RefSeq, a predicted model, not a curated record